ACAUGGCUACCUUCCGUGCAGAGCCGAGCGCGGGCCCGGCGGGUGGCGGGGAGGCUGCGGCUACGGCCGGGGCUGAGGACGAGGAGGAAGAGGAGGAGGAGGAGGAGGAAGAAGAGGGGGAGACGGAGGCGGACGAGCAGACGGCGCGGCGGCUCCUGCAAACCCUGCAGGCGGCCGAGGGCGAGGCGGCGGCGGCCGCGGAGGGCGCGGGGGCCCCUCUGGAGCCGCCGCCCCCCGCUACGGCCGCGCCGGCUCCGGGCCCCGGCGGCGCCCCCGGCGGUGGGCUGCGCUUCUCGGCCGAGCAGGUGUCGUGCGUGUGCGAGGCCCUGCUGCAGGCGGGCCACGCGGGCCGCCUGGGCCGCUUCCUGGGCGCGCUGCCGCCCGCCGAGUGCCUACGUGGCGGCAGCGACGCGCUGCUGCGCGCCCAGGCGCUCGUGGCCUUCCAGCGCGGAGACUUCGCCGAGCUGUACCGGCUGCUGGAGAGCCGGCCCUUCCCCGCGGCGCACCACGCCUUCCUGCAGGACCUCUACCUGCGCGCCCGCUACCGCGAGGCCGAGCGCGCCCGGGGCCGCGCGCUGGGCGCCGUGGACAAGUACCGACUGCGCAAGAAGUUCCCGCUGCCCAAGACCAUCUGGGACGGCGAGGAGACGGUGUACUGCUUCAAGGAGCGCUCGCGGGCCGCGCUCAAGGCCUGCUACCGGGGCAACCGCUACCCCGCGCCCGACGAGAAGCGCCGCCUCGCCGCGCUCACCGGCCUCUCGCUCACGCAGGUCAGCAACUGGUUCAAGAACCGACGCCAGCGCGAUCGGACGGGCGGCCCGGGCCCCGGCGGGAGCGGGAGCGGGAGCGGGGCGGCGGCAGCAGCAGCAGCGGCGCCCGGCAGGAGUGAGUCGGACGGGAACCCCAGCACAGAAGACGAGUCCAGCCACGGAGCCGAGGACCUGGACGCGGGGGCGGCCCCGGGGGGCGCGGAGGUGCCGGCUCCUGGUUCCGUGUUCCUGGCGGGGCCGGCGGCUCCUUCGGGUCCCCCGGGCACGGCCCCCAUCCUGCUCAAUGGCAGCUUCCUGACGGCGGCCAGCUCCCCGGCUGUGCUGCUCAACGGGGGCUCCGUCAUCAUUAACGGGCUGGCUCUGGGGGAGGCCCCCGGCCUGGCCCCGCUCCUGCUCACGGGGGCUGCUGGAGGUGGGGGGCCUGCCCCCUCCAGCCCCCAGCCCCCCGCUGCACUCCCCUCCCUGCUCCAAGUUCCCCAGUCUGGCGACCUGAAGGCUGAAGAUGCCCAGCCUGGAGAGGGGGGCUCCAAAGGGAACCAGGCAUCUGGGGAGGAAGCCCCUCCCCUCCAGGGGCUGUCCCUCUCCCAAGUGGUCCCGGGCCCGCAGCCAGCGGCCCCCUUCCCUCCUGCCGUGGUGACCUCUGCGGGGCCCGGGCCCCAGGUGGUCCCACUGUCACCCCCAGGCCAAGUGGCCCCCAUGCCAGCCCCCCAGGUGGUCCCACUCUCUCCAUCAGGCCCCGUCUACCCCGGGGCCUCCCCCUUGGUCUCCCUUCCCCAAGUGGUGCCCACCUCCCAGGUGGUGACUCUGCCCCAAGGCGUGGGGUCCCUCCAGCUGCUGACUGGGCCCACCAGCCCCGUCAAGGUGGCGGCAGCCACAGGGGCCGCCCUGGGCCAGGCCAACGUUCACCUCAUCAACCCGGGAAUGGGGGUCGCAGCCUUGCAGUUGCCCACGGCCGCCCCAGGGAACUUCCUCUUGGCAAACCCAGUUUCCAGCAGCCCCAUCGUGACGGGAAUGACGCUUCAGCAGGGCAAGAUCAUCCUGACUGCCACCUUCCCGGCCAGCAUGCUGGUCUCGCAGGCCCUGCCGCCCACUGCCGCCAGCCUGGCGCUGCCCGUCAAACAGGAAGCCCCGGCUCCGGUGGCCGAGGGGCCGGCCCUGGCCACGGUGGCCCCCGGCCCGCCCCUCCCCACCCUCUCGGCCCAGCCCCAGGUGUCGGUGGCUCCAGUGGCAGCUGGCCCGGCCUUCUCUCCCGACUCCUCCGGCCUCCUGAGCAGCGUCCCCAUCCCCACCGCCCCUUGGCCCGGGGGCCUGGAGUUGGGGGUGGGAACUGAGGGGCUCUUUGAGAUGGAGAAAGGGCUAGGAACGCCUGCCCCCCACUCCCUCCUGAGGCUGCCUGAUGGGGAGGGCCUCCUGUUGGGGGGCCCGGGGGCUGAGGAGGGAGAUGAACUGGAGCCCGAGGACAAGGUCUUGACCCAGCUCCAGUCGGUGCCCGUGGAGGAGCCGCUGGAGCUGUGACUGGAUCUAGACGUUUAUGCUUUCCCCCACUCCACAAAUGAGGUGCUUUGAAGACUGAAGUGUCCUUCCCCAGGGGGCGAGGGGAGGGGGCCCGGGCCCACCACAAACGCUACCCAAUUAACACUAAUUCGCCCCUCCCCUUUGGGGGCUGUGGCUCCCCCGGGGGCCCUCGGAAGUAGCUGGGGAGCGGAGGUCUCGGCUUGUUACAGCCCCUCCCUGCCCACCUGGAGCCAUUCUUGGGGGGACUGCACACCCAUCCCUGUCAAAUCCGGUACUGGCUGUGAAUUGUCUAUGGAAAAACACUAUGGCCCCUGGGCCCACCCUCCCAAGGACCCAAAUGGGGGGGGAGGGACUGGGCCCGGGGCUCACCCAAUGCACUCGACUCCUAAGUAGCCAACAGCAUCUGGGUGGCGGCAUCGAGGGCCCCACAGACCCUCCUGAACCCCAGACCAAAGAGGCUUCCUCCCUGCCCCUCCCCAGGAGGGCGUGACCUUCCCACCCUCGGUUUGUACCUUCCCAAAUCUUUAUAUUUUUCUAGGACAUGUUACUGCCUCAAUUUCAAUAAAGCCGACCAGAAAUGCA
This is a messenger RNA of Antechinus flavipes (yellow-footed antechinus), 2867 nucleotides long. RefSeq names its product SIX homeobox 5 (gene SIX5). Lineage: Eukaryota; Metazoa; Chordata; Mammalia; Dasyuromorphia; Dasyuridae. The record is from RefSeq and is a predicted model, not a curated record. Bases 3 to 2285 code for a protein of 760 amino acids. Gene Ontology annotation, biological process: regulation of transcription by RNA polymerase II. Gene Ontology annotation, cellular component: transcription regulator complex; nucleus. Gene Ontology annotation, molecular function: RNA polymerase II cis-regulatory region sequence-specific DNA binding; DNA-binding transcription factor activity, RNA polymerase II-specific. The transcript is spliced from 3 exons.